CGGAGCUCCAACGAAACGCUUUUGAAACUCUCCACCGUACGAGAGAGAGAGAGAGAGAGAGGAUACAGACACCGAUUCAUAAUCCCUCCCUCCCCGGAUAAUCAAAAGGGCUUCUCCUUUCGAGAGAUUCCCGGAGAAAAGUUGUGUACUUUACACUCCAAGUCUCUUGAGAGGAGGACACCAUAAACUCUGGGGGAAGUAGAACAUCAAAGGGAGAUUCUGCUCCAAUUUCAUCUGGGUUUCCCCCUUUUUUCUGUAUUUACUUAUGAAAUGGCUGCUCCGGUUAUAAUCGUGGGCUCACAUGUGUGGGUUGAAGAUCCGCAUUUAGCAUGGAUCCAUGGAGAAGUAACUCGAAUCGAUGGUGAAAACGUUCAUGUCCAAACUAACAAGGGGAAAACCGUUGUGACGAAUGUAUACUUUCCCAAGGAUACUGAAGCUCCACCUGGAGGUGUUGAUGACAUGACAAAGCUCUCAUACUUGCAUGAGCCCGGGGUCUUACAAAACCUUGAGACGAGAUAUGAACUUAAUGAAAUCUAUACAUAUACAGGGAAUAUCCUAAUUGCAGUUAAUCCAUUCCAAAGGCUGCCUAUUUAUGAAACCGAUAUGAUGGAACAAUAUAAGAGGGUUGCACUUGGAGAACUAAGUCCUCAUGUUUUUGCAAUCGGGGAUGCUGCAUACAGGGCAAUGAUUAAUGAAGGAAAAAGCAACUCGAUUUUGGUUAGUGGAGAAAGUGGUGCUGGUAAAACCGAGACGACAAAGAUGCUCAUGAGGUACCUUGCCUUUUUGGGAGGGAGGUCUGGUGUAGAAGGAAGGACAGUUGAACAGCAAGUCUUAGAGUCCAAUCCGGUUCUCGAAGCAUUUGGCAAUGCAAAAACUUUACGGAACAACAAUUCGAGUCGUUUUGGGAAAUUUGUUGAAAUCCAAUUUGACAAGAAUGGAAGGAUAUCUGGAGCAGCUAUUAGGACUUAUCUGCUUGAGAGGUCCCGUGUUUGCCAAAUCUCAGAUCCCGAAAGAAACUACCAUUGCUUUUACCUUCUUUGUGCUGCUCCACCAGAGGACAGAGAGAAGUACCAGCUGGGAAACCCACAGUCAUUCCAUUAUCUAAAUCAGUCAAGUUGUUAUAAACUGGAUGGUGUUGAUGAUGCUAGUGAAUACCUUGAAACUAGAAGAGCUAUGGAUAUAGUUGGAAUCAAUAAUGAAGAACAGGAGGCAAUCUUCAGGGUGGUUGCUGCGAUUCUUCAUCUUGGUAACAUUGAUUUUGGAAAGGGGGAAGAGAUUGAUUCCUCCGUCAUCAAGGAUGAAAAUUCCCGAUUUCAUCUUAACUUGGCUGCAGAACUACUUAUGUGUAACGCCCAGAGCCUAGAAGAUGCUCUUAUUAGGCGUGUGAUGGUUACACCUGAAGAGAUUAUCACGAGAACGCUUGAUCCCGAUAAUGCAAUUGCGAGUAGGGAUACCCUGGCCAAGACAAUAUAUUCUCACUUGUUCGAUUGGAUUGUGAAUAAAAUCAAUACUUCCAUCGGGCAGGACCCGACGUCAAAGUCUAUUAUUGGAGUUCUGGAUAUCUAUGGGUUCGAAAGUUUCAAAUGCAAUAGCUUUGAGCAAUUCUGCAUCAACUUCACGAAUGAAAAACUGCAGCAGCAUUUUAAUGAGCAUGUUUUCAAGAUGGAGCAGGAAGAGUACAGCAAAGAAGAGAUCGAUUGGAGCUACAUAGAGUUUAUUGAUAACCAAGAUGUUCUUGAUUUAAUUGAAAAGAAACCAGGAGGGAUAAUUUCACUUCUAGAUGAAGCCUGCAUGUUUCCCAAGUCUACACAUGAAACCUUCUCCCAGAAGUUGUUCCAGACGUUCAAAAAUCACAAGAGAUUUUCCAAACCGAAGCUCUCUCGCACUGAUUUUACAAUAUCACAUUAUGCAGGAGAGGUUACGUAUCAAUCAAACCAUUUUAUCGACAAGAACAAGGAUUAUAUAGUUGCUGAACAUCAAGCGCUAUUUGCUGCGUCUAACUGCUCCUUUGUGGCGGGUUUGUUCCAUGCGCUUCAUGAAGACUCAUCCAGGUCAUCAAAAUUUUCUUCCAUUGGGACGCGGUUCAAGCAACAACUUCACUCGCUGAUGGAAACACUGAAUGGUACAGAACCUCAUUACAUCAGAUGUAUAAAGCCGAACAAUAUUCUUAAACCUGGUAUCUUCGAGAAUUCCAACGUCAUUCAUCAAUUGCGAUGUGGGGGUGUUCUCGAGGCCAUUAGGAUCAGUUGCGCUGGCUAUCCUACAAGGCUUGCCUUCUAUGACUUUCUUGAGCGUUUUGGUCUCCUUGCGCCAGAAGUUUUGGACGGAAAUUACGAUGAUGAAGUAGCUUGCGAAAUGAUUCUUGAUAAGAAAGGUCUGAAGGACUACCAGGUUGGAAAGACAAAGAUUUUCCUUCGAGCUGGUCAGAUGGCUGAACUAGAUGCUAGGAGAGCAGAGGUGCUUGGAAAUGCUGCCAGAGUCAUUCAGAGGCAAUUCCGCACAUGCAUCGCCAGAAAGAAAUUCCGUUCUAUCCGCAAUGCUGCAAUUGUAUUGCAAUCUUUCAUACGAGGCGAGAUUGCCCAGAGUGUACACAAAAAACUGAAGAUAGAAGCUGCAGCUCUAAGAUUCCAGAAGAAUUUCCGCCGUUACAUCGUCAGGAAAUAUUUUGUCACCAUCAGAUCAUCCGCGAUUGUGUUGCAGACUGGCUUAAGGGCCAUGAUUGCACGUAAUGAAUUCAGGCUGAGAAGGCAAACAAAAUCCGCCAUUUUGAUUCAGGCUCAUUGGCGUGGUCACCAAGCAUACUCAUAUUACACAAGACUUCAGAAGGCGGCAAUAGUCACUCAAUGUGCCUGGAGAUGCAGACUUGCUAGAAGAGAGCUUAGAAUGCUGAAAAUGGCUGCAAGAGAAACCGGUGCUCUUAAAGAUGCUAAGGAUAAAUUGGAGAAGCGGGUGGAAGAGCUUACCUGGCGUUUGCAACUGGAGAAGCGAUUAAGGACUGAUCUUGAGGAGGCAAAGGUGCAAGAAGUUGCAAAGCUGCAAGUGGCUUUGCAUACCAUGCAGUCACAAUUGAAAGAAGCUACUGCAAUGGUCUUGAAGGAACAGGAGGCGGCUCGAAUAGCAAUUGAAGAAGCAAGUCAAGUUAAUAAGGAACCUGUUGUUGUUGAAGAUACAGAGAAGAUCGAUUCUUUGAGCAACGAAAUUGAGAAGCUAAAGGGACUGUUGUCAUCAGAAGCGCAGAAGGCAGAUGAAGCAAAGCAGGCUUAUUGUAGUGCCUUGGUCCAAAAUGAGGAAUUAAGUAAGAAACUUGACGAUGCUGGAAGAAAAAUAGACGAGCUUCAAGAUUCUGUUCAGAGAUUCCAAGAAAAGGUCUCUAACUUGGAGUCAGAGAAUAAGGUAAUCCGGCAACAAUCUCUUGCCCUCUCACCAACUUCCAGAGCUUUGGCCCUGAGACCAAAAAGUAUCAUACUUCAGAGAACUCCCGAGAGGAAAACUUUCUCCAAUGGAGAAACAAAAGUUCAGGAACCUGAAACUGAUGAUAGGCCUCAGAAAUCGCUUAAUCAGAAACAGCAGGAGAAUCAAGAGCUACUACUAAAGUCUAUUUCGGAAGAUAUAGGAUUUUCUGAAGGCAAACCUGUUGCUGCCUGUCUGAUAUACAAGUGUCUGAUACACUGGAGAUCUUUUGAAGUAGAAAGGACCACUAUCUUUAACCGUAUAAUCGAUACGAUAGCAUCCGCGAUCGAGUUGCAAGUAAACAGCGAUGUACUAUGCUAUUGGUUAUCCAAUUCCGCCACACUUUUAAUGUUGCUUCAACGCACUCUGAAAGCCGGUAGCAUUCCUCCUUCGAGACAUCGGGCAAUGUCUACAUCUUUGUUUGGACGGGUAUCUCAGAGUCUCCGAGGUUCUCCACAAAGUGCUGCAUUCUCAUUUAUGAACGGAAGGGCGACUGGUGGUGGGCUAGACGAACUACGUCAAGUGGAAGCUAAAUAUCCUGCUUUGCUUUUCAAGCAGCAACUCACCGCUUACCUAGAAAAGAUAUAUGGAAUGAUCCGAGACCAUAUGAAGAAAGAGAUUGCGCCUCUGCUUGCUUCUUGCAUUCAGGCACCAAGGGCACCACGUUCUGGUUUGGUAAAGGGUCGUUCACAAAAUAAUUUUGUUGCUCAAAAAGCGCUGAUUGCUCACUGGCAAAGCAUUGUCUCAUGUCUAAACGGCCACUUGAGGACUAUGAGGGCCAAUUAUGUGCCUUCGUUGCUAAUUUCUAAGGUGUUCGGGCAGAUAUUUUCAUUUAUCAAUGUUCAGCUGUUUAACAGCCUUCUUUUGAGACGCGAAUGCUGCUCGUUUAGCAAUGGGGAGUAUGUAAAAACAGGGCUUGCAGAGCUGGAAAAGUGGUGCCAUGAUGCAACUGAGGAGUAUGCUGGUGCGGCUUGGGAUGAGCUAAAGCACAUCAGACAAGCUGUUGGCUUCUUGGUUAUACAUCAGAAGCCUAAGAAAAGCUUAGUAGAGAUUACUACCGAACUCUGCCCGGUGCUUAGCGUCCAGCAACUGUACAGGAUCAGCACUAUGUAUUGGGACGACAAAUACGGCACACAUAGCGUAUCUUCAGAGGCAAAAACAGAAGAGCCUAAGUAUGUUCCUUUAGAAUUCGUUUUGACACAACAAAAAAUGGCUGUAUUGAAGGUGAUGGCAAGCAUGCGGGUUACGGUAUCAGGGGAAAACAGCAGGAUCUGCAGUUCGUUUUUACUAGACGACGAUUCGAGCAUCCCAUUCUCGCUUGACGAUAUAUCGAAAUCGAUGCAAAACGUAGAGGUUGCAGAGAUCGAUCCUCCUCCGCUGAUUCGCGAAAACAGCAGCUUCAUGUUCUUGUUGGAAAGGUCAGAUUGAAGUAUCAGACAGAAGCAGUCGCUUGUGUUUACCCGAUCGAUGUCUAAGACAUUUUCAGAGUAGGAGAUCUCAGUAUUGUGCUUUAAAAAACAGAGCCUGUACAGAGGCUAUCUUUGCCAGUAGCUUUCUGGUUAUAUUCUAGGGUAAAAAUGGGUAGGAAACUUUUCUCCAACUGUUGUUUGUGAACCAAAUAUUUAUUAAAUUGAUGGGCCAUGUUUUUGUAGGCCAUUGCUUGGAAUGAAUAUUUUUAGGAAUGAUGUUUGUGCCUUUACACUAGUAAGAAUCAAAAUCUGACCCGAUUGUGCUGAAAAUGAGGUCAGUCUCGAGGGGUUAUCAUCUCCGCUACUUGCGACUUCUGUGGAAGACUGACCAGAGGAGUGAGUUGAAGAUGAGUCCUGGAAAUUGAUUUUCUUAGAGUUAAAAACAUGUUCUGAUCUUGCAUUCACCUUCAAACUCAGUGAUACAGUCACAGCAGAACUGCGAGCAUUGGAUUCAGUUGUCAAGAAGGUAUGGUGAAAUCGAAUAAGCCGCAGAGCUAGCAAAUGAAACUCUCUUGUCCAUGUGACUCAUGCAACAGUACUCCAUAUUCUAAAAAUGAAUUGAGUCAAAGUCUAUAUAAUGGCUAGCCUAUAUAAUCAUUAGACCACGAAGUAUAAUAUCGUCUUCCUUCAAUAGGCUUUUCAAACAAUCUGGGAAAGUCAACCUCGUUUCCAC
Messenger RNA from Thlaspi arvense, 5592 nucleotides. The record is from the annotation of a GenBank genome assembly. NCBI's taxonomy places the organism in Eukaryota, Viridiplantae, Streptophyta, Magnoliopsida, Brassicales, Brassicaceae.